Messenger RNA from Rangifer tarandus platyrhynchus (Svalbard reindeer), 873 nucleotides. Lineage: Eukaryota; Metazoa; Chordata; Mammalia; Artiodactyla; Cervidae. The record is from the annotation of a GenBank genome assembly.
AUGAACAUCGAAGCAUAUUUUGAAAGAAUUGGUUAUAAGCACUCGAGGGACAAAUUGGACUUGGAAACAUUAACCGACAUUCUUCAGCACCAGAUCCGAGCCAUUCCCUUUGAGAACCUUAACAUCCACUGUGGGGGCGCCAUGGAAUUGGACUUAGAGGCCAUUUUUGAUCAAAUUGUGAGGAGGAACCGGGGUGGGUGGUGUCUCCAAGUCAACCACCUCCUGUACUGGGCUCUGACCACGAUGGGUUUUGAGACCACCAUAUUGGGAGGGUAUGUUUUCAACACGUUCACUGACAAAUACAGCAAUGCCAUGAUUCACCUCCUGCUCAAGGUGACCAUCGACGGCCGGGACUACAUAGCCGAUGCUGGAUUUGGACGUUCUUAUCAGAUGUGGCAGCCACUGGAGUUAAUCUCCGGGAAGUACCAGCCCCAGACACCUUGCAUCUUCCGCUUGACCGAAGACAGAGGAACUUGGUACCUGGACCAAAUCAGAAGAGAGCAAUACAUCCCAAACCAAGAAUUUCAGGAUUCCGACCUCUUGGAAAAGAAUGAGCAUCGGAAAAUCUACUCGUUUACUCUUGAACCUCGAACAAUUAAAGACUUCGAGUCUGUGAACACAUACCUUCAAGAAUCUCCAGCAUCUGUGUUUACAAGCAAGUCAUUUUGCUCCUUGCAGACCCCAGAAGGUGUUCACUGCUUAGUGGGUUUUACCCUCACCUACAGGAGAUUCAAUUAUAAGGACAAUACAGAUUUGGUAGAGUUUAAGACACUGAAUGAGAAAGAAAUAGAAGAAAAUCUAAAAAACAUAUUUAAUAUUUCCUUGGAGAAAAAGCUUGUCCCCAAACAUGGUGAUAAAUUUUUUACCAUUUAG